UGGGCGGGCGGACUAGCUGGGGGCAGGUAGAAGAGCCCUUUGCUGCUGGAGUUGAGUGUUGGGUCCCCGAGGCUCUGGUGACUGCUGGGACUGCCGAGGAGGCAGCGGCUGCGGCCAAGGGACCGGUCCCGAGAUGGCAGAACGUGCGCUCGUCCCUCCUUCUGAGAGUGUCCCCCGACUGACUCGCCCGCCCUCUCCGGCUGCAGACGUCGGGGCGUCCGCGGCCUUAAGUGAGAAACAAUCCCCUCUGCUGCCUUCCCAGCAGGGGGGCGUGCAGCCUGACCACCAAAACGAGGGGAACCCCGCUACUUCCCAAGAAAUGGCUGCUUCUUUUUUGAAGACUUCAUCUCUUUCUGUAAGAAAAAAACUCUUACAGCAAACUGGCUUUCCACUGUAUAGCACUUCUCACGUUUUCCAUGAGGAAGAUAUCAAAAAGAAACUUCAGCAGUUUACUGGUGGAUCCGUUGACCUUCGUAAAGAAGACUGUGGCAUUGGCAUUCUCACUCUUAACAACCCAAGUAAAAAGAAUGCAUUUUCAGGAGUUAUGAUGCUACAGCUUCUGGAGAGGGUGAUUGAACUAGAAAACUGGAAAGAAGGGAAAGGCCUUAUUGUCUGUGGGGCAAAAAACACUUUCUGCUCAGGAUCUGAUUUGAAUGCUGUGAAAGGUCUGGGAACCUCACAGGAUGGAGUUGAAUUAUGCAUGUUCAUGCAAAACACCUUAACAAGAUUUAUGAGGCUGCCUUUAAUAAGUGUUGCUUUGAUUCAAGGAAGAGCAAUGGGUGGAGGAGCAGAAUUAACCACAGCAUGCAAUUUCAGGCUAAUGACUCCAUCAAGUGAGAUCAGAUUUGUCCAUAAAGAAAUGGGCAUAAUACCAAGUUGGGGUGGAACUGCUCGACUGACUGAAAUUAUUGGCAGCAGACAAACCCUCAAAGUGUUAAGUGGAGCUCUCAAACUGGAUCCUACAGUAGCCCUAAAAAUAGGAAUAGCUGAUGAGAUUCUGCAAUCUUCUGAUGAAGAUCAGUCUUUACAAGAAGCACAAAGAUGGCUACAACAAUUUAUUAGUGGUCCACCAGAAGUAAUUAGAGCUUUGAAGACUGUAGUUUCUUCAGGAAAAGAACUUGCUUUAGAAGAGGCAUUAGAGACCGAAAGAGAUGUUUUAAGCACCCUUUGGGGUGGACCUGCUAAUUUGCAGGCUAUUGCUAAACAAAUAAAAUUUAACAAGUAGUCAGUAAAGAACAUGAUACUUUGAAAACAAACAUUUCCAACUGCAAAAAUGUUUAAAAAACAGAAACAUAACAUAUUGAAUUAAAUAUAAAUAGGCCUUAGCAAUUUUUCUGUUGGAAAUAGGAAUUAUGAAUUUGUUACUCUAAUCUGUUUAAAAGUAUAUUUUAAAUCAGAAAUUAUACUGUUGCCCUGAAAACUGUCAAAAAUUGUUUUAUUUUUCAUUUAACAACUAAGCUCAGAAGACUAAAGACUAUUUUUCAUUCUUUUCUUAUCUACCAAUAUUAUGGACCCUCAAUAUAACACAUUUCUUUCCUCUUAGAAGUAAGGUAGGGUGGGUACAGGUGCCAAAUAUUGUGUGUGUGUGUGUGUGUGUUGUGUGUGUGUGUAUAUAUACUGGCUAAUUAAAUUGUUAGUUUUGCUGUGUUUUUCUUUGUUAUAAAGGAUAGUUAAAUGAGACGGGCAUAUUGAUUAAUGACUGGUGCAAAAGAAACAAGGGCCAUUAAUAAAGCUUUUUAGAAAUCUGUACAAAAAGAGCAGCAUUAUGUAACACAGGAAACUGGAUUUUAGAAUUAGAAAGAAUUCAAACCCCACAUUAGAAACUACCUGUGAUUUGUGUAACCCUGCACAAGUCUCAACCGUUUUGUGCCUCAGUUUCAGUCUGGAAAAUGAGGAGGCUACACUGUGAUCUUUAAGGUCCCUUCUAACUCUGUAUCUAUGAUCCAGUGAUUAAUUAACAAAAAAAAAAAUUCUCUCUAAGUAUGUAGAUCCCUCCAACCUACUGAAAGAUAAAAUGCUAGUUUUACACUGGUGGAACAUUUUUGCUUAUUGGUAUGUUAAUGUCUGUUCAGUUAAGACUAUACCACAUUACCUGCAGGGCUAAAAACUUUAGCUUUCAUAUAAGAGAAUCAAGGAAUAAUCUUAACAGAAACUGUGCUGGAAGGAAACUCAGGUUCAUUUAGUCCAAACCAUAAAAGAAUAUAGUACCUAUCUGCUAUAAUAUGUCCCAACAAGUUUUCAUAUACUCAGAAAUGGAGAAUGGGCUCUGACAGCCCAUUUUAUUUCUAGAGAAGUUUGGAAGUUUUCACUAACUUGAGUUGUAACCUGCCUUGUCUGCAAUUUCUACCCAGUGUUCCUUGUAUACUCUCCCUAGAGCUAAAUAAACCAAGACUAAUGCCACCUCCUUAUGGCUGCCUUUCAAAAACUUAGCGAUAUUCGUAUUUUUAUUCCCACUGUCUUUUUUUUUUUUUUACCUACUCCAGAAUAGAUUCCCUAAAUCCUUCAACUAGUACCUGCAGGCAUGGCACAGCUUUGAGGUUCCUCAUCAUCCUCUGAACUUGCUUCCAGUUGUCAAUUUCCAUCCUAAAAUAUGACACCCAGAAAUGAACUCCAUUUAGCCUGUUCAGCAUAGAUUACAAUACGACUACAACUUCUUCCAUUCCAAACCUAGUUAUCCAUUAAUGCAAUGUAAGCCAAGUUUAAGUUUGUUGGCUAUCACUUCAAACUUGACUGCUUAAACUUGGUCAGUAAUCUCCCUUGGUCUUUUUUUAUAUAAACUCUUGCCUAGCCACAUCUUUCUAAGCCUGUACUGUGGUUAUUUUUAAAUACAUAUUAGGAUUUUAACUUUUAUUCCUAUUCAAUUUUUUGGUUUUAGUUUUGGGCUCACUGUCCUAAUUUGUCAAGACCUUUUUGGAUCCUGAUUUAUUAUCCAAUAUUUUAGCUGUCUUAGUUUUGUUAUCCACAAAAAAAGAAUAUGGGAAGUAAAUGAUUUACAGUGUCUAUUCUAUAGAAUGGACUGGGCUAAGUGUCUAUAAAUAUUUCAUUUGAUCCUCAGAACAACCAUGAGAUAGGUGUAA
Vombatus ursinus (common wombat) is the source of this 3077-nucleotide messenger RNA. RefSeq names its product ethylmalonyl-CoA decarboxylase 1 (gene ECHDC1). Lineage: Eukaryota; Metazoa; Chordata; Mammalia; Diprotodontia; Vombatidae. Gene Ontology annotation, biological process: fatty acid beta-oxidation. Gene Ontology annotation, molecular function: enoyl-CoA hydratase activity. The record is from RefSeq and is a predicted model, not a curated record. The coding region runs from base 134 to 1225 and encodes 363 amino acids. The transcript is spliced from 6 exons. Gene Ontology annotation, cellular component: cytosol.